CCCCUAACCCAAGGAACUGGAUAACAACCUACCUGUCCCAAACACACAAAUUCCCUAAUGUGACUGAUUGUUACUGCAAUUCUGAACUAUUAUUUGAGUCACUUGUGUGAAAAAAAGACAGUAGUAUUUAAUUAUUAUGCAUUAAUGAACUAGUUCUUAUUCAAAAGUCCCAAAUUACAGGACAAUAAACACUGUGUGUGGGGGUGGAAAUGUCAUUAUCAGUCCAAUAAUGCAUUCUACAGAAUCUGGUUGUUUGGUUUUAGUUCUAAUGUUGUUAAGUUGUGUGUCGAGUCUGACUCUGAAAAUAAGGCACAAUGUCCUCCAAACAGGGCAGACAAUGUGUGGAAUCCCAGUGCAGUUCACUGAGAACAGUGAACGAGCUGAUGACCAAAGAAAAGCAUUUGGCUUUCAGACCCAGGUCAGACGGGGAGGGAGGUGCUGCGUGAGAAAUGAGGCAGAUCACACUGGCAGCCGGGAGACGUGGCAGUUUCAGGGACGUGGGCCAAAGUUUGCUAUAAAUGACAAAAGAGGUGCGGGCUGUGUUUCAGUUAGAAUGAAACUGGGCUGAGUGGGCACUGGCUGAUAGUGGGUUGUUUUGGCAGGAGUGUGUAUUUAUUGGUGGUGGUGACUGGUGUGAAGGGAGGAGGAGGAGGAGCUUGGUGUGUUGACAUGCCAGGGCCACAUUCUCGCCCCGCUGCCAUUGAAAAGGGCGGCAAAGACAUAAACAAGGCCAGUGGGAUUAGGGCCCACUCAGAGGAGUGAUCAGAGGGGAUUUGCUGCCCGACGGGCAAACAACUCCCUUUUGUUUGGGAAGCAGUACCAGGGUUAACAGAGGGUCGUCACCUGAGGGUCAUGUUGUGUUGUGGUGACAUGUUUCCCCAUUUGUGAAGCCCCAGAGAUUUGAUGUCUGCCUGUGUGUGUGAAUGCACGGCAGCGGAAUGAAUGAAUAAAGCCCCCUCUCCUCAGUGCUUGGGUUUCUGAUUCAGCUGGUGACGGUGGAUGGAGACAGAAUCUUAGACACCAACAUCGGCAGAGACAAAGGCAGCAAGCCGAUAUGAUCAAAUGAUCUGACCCGGAAAUAUGAGGCUCCAUUUUAGUUCAGUUUUAAAUGGACAGUUGCAGAAAAGUCUUCAUAAUGUUCUCAUUUGGUUCCUUCACAGUGGCUGCAGCCAUGCCUCUUCUGGAAGAGACCACUCUGCCACAAGAGCACCCACCCAUUGUCCCUGUUGUCAUCAUAGGCAAUGGACCAUCAGGCAUCUGUCUGUCCUACCUGCUGAGUGGAUACACGCCCUACCUAGAUUCGGCAACUGUGCACCCUAAUCCUAUACUAUACAAGAAGCUACAGGAGACCAAGCACAUACCCAUCACUGAACAGGAUCUGGAAUACUUAAGUGAAGGUCUUGAGGGGAGGUCAAUGAAUCCAGUGGCGGUACUUUUUGACACACUGCUACACCCUAAUGCUGACUAUGGUUACGAGUUCCCUCCUGUCCUUCAGUGGAGGAGGGACAAGCAGCAACACAUCCCACAUCUGGUGCUGGGAAGAGCAACACCUGGCGGUGCUUGGCAUGCAAUGGAAGGCUCCAUGCUCACUAUUAGUCUCGGCAUCUGGAUGGAGCUUCCCGGUGUCAACUACAGAGAUCUAAACAAUGGGAAACGCAGGGAUGUCACCAGUGACAGAGCAACACCAGAGGAGAUCUCAUCCUAUUACCGUAACUAUGUGAAACUAAAGGGGCUCCAAAAGAAUUUUGUAGACAACACCUAUGUGACCUCUGUCCACAAACUCUGCCGGGGGCAUGAUGGGGAAGUUCUGGAAAAUGGGCACACGGAUGAAGCAGAUGGAGGGGUGGGUGAUUGUGGGGAUGAGGUCUUUAAGGGAAAUGGAGUUGAGUGUGUAAACAAUGGAGCAAGUGGAGUUCUUUGGGAGGUAAGGGGAUUUCAGCAGGUGCAGAACGACACACACAUCCCCUUCUGUCUGUUUGCUGAGAAUGUGGUUCUGGCCACGGGCGCGUCAGAUUCACCGAUUCGAUUAGGCGUCGAGGGGGAGGACCUUCCAUUUGUGUCCCACAGUGUCUCAGACCUCGGCUUGGCUGUAGGCCAAAGAAAGCUGGACAUGAACUCUGAUCCAGUUUUGAUUGUAGGUGCUGGUUUAAGCGCUGCAGACGCAAUUCUGUGCGCCUGCAACAGCAACAUUAGGGUGCUGCAUGUUUUCCGCAAGAGUGUAGACGACUCGGAUCUCAUCUUCAAGCAGCUGCCGAAGACCAUGUACCCAGAAUACCACAAGGUUUACAACAUGAUGUGCACUCAGACCUACACAAAUGUGGCUCCCUCCUCUGCUCCUAACAGACCCCAGGCAGUUAGCAUUGCCUCUUCUGUAUGUGCCAAGAUGUGUCCAAAACCCCAGCUUGCCAUAGGUAACAUGGGUGGUAACGCCAGUGUCGGUUUGUUUCCUGACUACACCAGUUUUCCUGAACACUGUGUGGUGUCCUUCCAGUCUGACUCCAAGUGCUUGCUGCAGGGGAUAAACUCCCUAAAGGCGUUCAAGAUCUCCAUGGUCCUAGUGCUGAUCGGGACCAACCCCAGCUUGUUCUUUUUGAAGGGGCAAGGCAAGUACCUGGGGCAGGAUCCAACAAAACCCAUCUCUUGCAAGCAAAACCCCAUUGACAUCCACCCUUACACUUUUGAGUGUACCAAGGAACCAGGUCUGUUUGCCAUGGGUCCACUGGUGGGAGACAACUUUGUUCGAUUUUUGAAGGGUGGCGCUUUAGGCAUUGCCUCCUGUCUGCUGAAGAGACUCAAGAAGAAAGGGAAUCUUAUCAGCACUGUCGGGAAUAACUUCAUUUGAAAACAUGGUGCACGUUUGUUGUACAGCAGAUUUUGAGGGUUUUUACAAACUGCUCAAGAAAAUGCUUGGGGGAGUUGUGGAUGUACAGUCAUUAGUUUCUAAAGAAACAAAAGACAACUCUCAAGAAGUCCGGGCUACCAUGUGCCAAUGUUUUCCUGUCAGUCCGACGUGUCAUAAAUGAAUGUGACCUCA
Solea senegalensis (Senegalese sole) is the source of this 3034-nucleotide messenger RNA. RefSeq names its product oxidative stress induced growth inhibitor family member 2 (gene osgin2). NCBI's taxonomy places the organism in Eukaryota, Metazoa, Chordata, Actinopteri, Pleuronectiformes, Soleidae. The record is from RefSeq and is a predicted model, not a curated record. The transcript is spliced from 5 exons. Bases 1109 to 2842 code for a protein of 577 amino acids.